Molecule: messenger RNA, 2373 nt
Organism: Paramecium tetraurelia
Lineage: Eukaryota; Ciliophora; Oligohymenophorea; Peniculida; Parameciidae
Exons: 1
Source: RefSeq, a predicted model, not a curated record
AUGCAAGACAUUGAAAUAUUUGUUAGGAACAAGACUAUAAAAUAUUGUUUAGAAUUUAUUGACUUAUUUAAGGAAUUGUAAUCAAAUGAUCAAAUCAGAUUUUUCGAAGAAGUCUCCAAAAGAUUGGAAGAAAAAGGAGAAAUUGGAGAAAUAUCAGCCUAGUUGAUUCUCUUACUUUUAGCCACAGAUGCAAAAAAUAGAGAUUAGGAAAUUGCAGAUAAAUUGUUAGAAUUAACUAUUGAGACUAAUAAUUAUAAAAUAGACUACGAUCGUAUAUAAAGUUUAAUUGAUAAAUUGUCUGACAACAAUAAGAUCAUUGAUAAAUAGGGCAUUUUGCAUUCUUUUAUAUUGAGACUAAUUCAACUUUCGAAUAGUUGUAUUGAUGUUAAGGAAACUAAGUAAUAAAUUAACCAAAUAGAAAACGUGUUAAAACUGAUAUAAAUCAUAAUUAAUUAAAAGAACUAGGCUUAAUAAUAAACCUUCAUUAAAUAAAUUGAUAAUAUAAUGCAAAUUACAUCCUAUUUUUUGAAUAAAUAGGAAGAAUUUCUCGAUACUCCUUUUGUCAAUAUUCUAAAUGGAUUGUUUAAGAUUUUAGUCUUUUGUCUUGAAGAUCUCAAUUCUACUGGUAGAAGAAAUUAUGAUAAAAUUCCUUUUUAGUUAACUAAGAAGUUAACUAAUUAACUUGAUUACUUAAUUAUUUUUAUAGAAAAGAUAAUAUAUAAAAUUCAUCCGAAAACACCUUUUGUUAAAACAAUUUUUACUCUUUCAACGUUAUUGGAUUUGAGGUAUACAAAAAAAUAUGAGAAUAUUUAUUCAAAAUUUGAAAUAGUAAUGAAAUUAAUUUUAGUAAAAGCUGAAGAGAAUCCUGUAAGCUUUUAAUUUGGUUUAAUUGGAUUUUGUUAAAUAUUUGAAUAUUUUGAAUAUUUUAUCACGAAAACUACUAAAGAUAUAGAAUCCUUCUUAGAGUCAAUGUAGACCUUAUACAAUAGUUUGCUUGAAUUUUCUAAAGAAAAGGCUGCUUAGGAGGAGAUUAUUUUCACCUUAUCUAAGAUGUGGGAGAAACUGCCUUAAUUAAUGUUUGAAAGCAGUGAAUUUUUGAAAGAAAACUUAAAAGAAAAUACAUUUUAAGAACCUAUCAUAAUUGCAAUCUAUUAAAUUUUUUAUGAAUCAAUUUUAGAGGCAAAUAGCUAAGCACAGAAAUAAUAAUUUAGUCAAAUAGUCGAUAAAAGCUAGCUGGCAUUUAUGAUUAAGGACAUAUUUAACGUAGUAUUCUAGUAGCAUAUUUUACAUCCAAACAAAAACAUAAGGGUCUUAGUUUUAAAAUUGAUAGAAUUGCUAUUUGAUAAUUAACUCUCUAUUGCCCUUUAAUUUGGAGAUUAUUUGAUAGUAGCAUUAAUGAAUGAUGCUGACAUCGCUGAACCUAUCUUGAAAAAGUGUAUUGAAGUUAGACCUGAACAUAUGUUAUUACAAUUUCCAAAGGGAAUUAAACUGAUGAUACAGAAUUACGCUUCACUUAAACCCUAUUUUACAGGUUUGGACAAUUUGUUAAAGAAUUAUACAAUUUCUAAUAAUUAAGUGUUAUGUCAUUCAAUUUACUAUGAUGUAUGUGCUCAAAAGUUUAGUGACUUUUUGUUAUAUUUGGAUGAAUCAUAUUUUUUGAAUAAGAUUGAUAGCAGAACAUACUUUAAUCAAGCUCAAUUUAUUUUAUAUUAAAUAAUACACUUAUAAUACUUAUCAAAGCAAGAGAUUAAACUAAUUUUAAAGGCUUUGCUGAACAGAUUUGAUGAUUUCUUAAGUAGAAUAGAGAAAAAGCUGUAACAAUUGAGCGUUGAAAAAGAUUAUCAGAUUAUCAAAGCUAUACUUCUAAAACUAUUUUAUGCAUAUUAACUUGUAGUUAAACCAGAAUAGAUUUUUGGUGAGAGUAGUCGGACUUUGAGAUAGAUUUAUCAAAUGAAAGUAAUUAAACGAAAAUCCUAGAAAAGGUUAAGUAAGAAAAUAGAAAAAGAGAUCCUAUGUUUUGAAAUAUGUCCUCAACAUAUAAAUAAAUUUAAUUAAUAUGUGAAUUCAAGUGAGAUGAAUCUCUAAAUUCAGGAUAGUGAUCUAUCAGAUAGUGAGUAAGACAAAAGGUAGAGUGUUGGCAAGGAGAAUAAGUACAAAUAAGAAUUGGAACUGAUUGAUGAAUUGUUAGAUUUUGAAUUAGGAGACUCACAAAGUAUGUUUAAGUUGUUUGAUGAAUUGGGUAUCUUUGAGGAGGUAGAGGAACGAGCUGAAACUAAGUUAUAGGAAGAGGUAGUUGAAGAACCCGAGGAAGAGGCAUAAUAGCCAAAAAAGUCAAGGAGAAAGACUACAAAAAGAAGACCUAGAAAAUAUUGA